Molecule: messenger RNA, 1149 nt
Organism: Brassica oleracea var. oleracea
Lineage: Eukaryota; Viridiplantae; Streptophyta; Magnoliopsida; Brassicales; Brassicaceae
Product: sexual differentiation process protein isp7-like
Exons: 13
Coding region: 19-954 (311 amino acids)
Source: RefSeq, a predicted model, not a curated record
AAAAAAAUAGAUUAUGAAAUGGAGACGUCACUUGUACUUCCUAUCAUCGAUAUCUCUUCGCCGGACAAGAUAUCCACCGCACAGUUGAUUCGUAAGGCAUGUCUCGAACAUGGAUUCUUCUAUGUCAAGAACCAUGGCAUCUCUGAAGAAUUGAUGGAAGGGGUUUUUAAGGAGAGCAAAAGCUUCUUUAAUCUCCCUCUAGAUGAGAAGAUGUCUUUACUCCGCCGCGAUCUUCUCGGUUAUACUCCACUCUAUGCUGAGAAACUCGACCCCUCCUUGACCUCCUCCACAGGUGAUUCGAAGGAAAGCUUUUACUUUGGCUCUUUGGAAGGAGCUCUGGUUCAGCGUUAUCCAAAUCAAUGGCCUCCUGAAGAUCUCUUGCCAUCAUGGAGGCAAACCAUGGAAUGUUACUACAAGAAUGUUCUGUCCGUUGGUCGAAAGUUGCUCGGCUUGAUUGCCUUGGCAUUGGAUUUAGAUGAGGGUUUCUUUGAACAGAUCGGAGCCUUGAAUGAUCCUGCAGCAGUUGUUCGCCUCUUACGCUAUCCAGGUGAAGUGAUUUCGUCGGAUCUAGAAACAUAUGGUGCCUCAGCUCACUCGGAUUACGGGAUGGUCACUCUUCUUUUAACUGAUGGAGUCCCAGGACUUCAGGUUUGUAGAGACAAGUCAAGACAACCACGUGUUUGGGAAGAUGUGCCUGGAAUUAGAGGGGCGUUUAUUGUCAACAUUGGUGAUAUGAUGGAGAGAUGGAGCAAUGGAUUGUUCCGGUCUACAUUGCACAGAGUGAUGCCUGUUGGAAAAGAACGUUACUCGGUGGUUUUCUUCUUAGAUCCCAAUCCAGAUUGUAACGUGGAAUGUUUGGAGAGUUGUUGCAGCAAAACUUGUCCCCCAAGAUUCCCUCCUAUCCUCGCGGGCGACUAUAUUAAGGAGCGUUUCAGGCUAACCUACGACUCUUAGUUCUAGUCUGUACGCUUCUUUAUGAAUCAAUGGGACUACAUCGGACCAACCAACAGGUUUCCAACAAGAAGACCUUAUAUCUCCUCUGGGAGUUCAAGCUGUGCAUAUCAAAUCAUGUGAAAGAAAGACAGAUCAAGAAGAUAAAAUAGUUUUUUUUUGUCAUCAAGAUAAAAUAGUUUAUUACAGUUAAAAAAA